Molecule: messenger RNA, 507 nt
Organism: Lycium barbarum (goji berry)
Lineage: Eukaryota; Viridiplantae; Streptophyta; Magnoliopsida; Solanales; Solanaceae
Exons: 1
Coding region: 1-507 (168 amino acids)
Molecular function (GO): nucleic acid binding; RNA-DNA hybrid ribonuclease activity
Source: RefSeq, a predicted model, not a curated record
AUGAACUCUGAUGGAUCAUGCAGAGGUAAUUCUAAUGGGGGAAGAGGUGUGGUUAGAGACUCUUUGAGUAAAUGCAUCAUGACCUUCAUUCUACCCCUUGGAGAAGAAACCAACAACACAGUUGAGAUUAAAGCAUUUCUCUUUGCAUUGAAGUGGUGCAUUGAAAAUGGUCAUAAUAUGAUAGUUACUGAAACUGAUUCACUCCUCCUAAAAAAUUGCAUUUCUGAGAAUUGGAGUAUGCCUUGGAAUAUCAGGGAAACUAUUAAAGACAUCAAACUUUUUAUCCAUGGUAACAAUGUUAUCAUUGAACAUUGUUUUAGAGAAGCCAAUAAAGCUACUGAUAAACUUGCUUCUCUAAGUCAUUGCACAGACACUGUCAAAGUCAUUAACAACACCAGCUCUUUACCAAGACAUGUUAAAGGACUCCUUAACAUGGAUAGAUGGCAAUUUCCUUCGUUUAGAGUUAGAAGAAGAAAGCUCGGGGUGAUUUAUUUUGAUCCUCCUUGA